Cryptococcus deneoformans JEC21 is the source of this 1795-nucleotide messenger RNA. RefSeq names its product tRNA-intron endonuclease, putative. The transcript is spliced from 5 exons. The coding region runs from base 23 to 1624 and encodes 533 amino acids. The record is from RefSeq and is a predicted model, not a curated record. Lineage: Eukaryota; Fungi; Basidiomycota; Tremellomycetes; Tremellales; Cryptococcaceae. Gene Ontology annotation, biological process: tRNA splicing, via endonucleolytic cleavage and ligation; tRNA-type intron splice site recognition and cleavage. Gene Ontology annotation, cellular component: tRNA-intron endonuclease complex. Gene Ontology annotation, molecular function: tRNA-intron lyase activity; nucleic acid binding.
UCAUCUCGUUUCCUUGUACGCCAUGGCCCAACAGCAACCGCAGUUGAAACUUCCACCGAGGGCCCGAUACGCAGCCAAUAACCGUAAAUACGGCACACCUCUGCCUAUCCUAUUCCCCUCUUCCUCCUCCGCAUCUUCCAAAUCCAUCCUCACAUCUUUCCUUCCGUCUCUAUCCUCUGCUAGAGUUGAAAUCCAGCAUAUCACAGGCGAAUAUGAUCCAACUACAGGAAGUGUAUGGAUAACAGACCCGAAAAUGAUGGAUUUGGCUUUUCAAAAAGGUUUCUUUGGGAAAGGUAGCCUGAGUAGGAGUGAACCGAGUUGGCGGUCGAGGAGGAUUGGAUUGUUGAAAGGUGGUGAUACUCUAGCGGCAGAGCAAAUGCGCGAGAAGAGGCGAUUAGAGCGUAAGCAAUUCAAGAUUGAUAGGGCGCAAGCAAUGCUGGAUGCGGCCAAAAAGGCGGAAGCCAUCGUAGCGGCUGCAAAAUCUCAACCGGAACCGAAAGCGCAAUCUCAACUUCAACCUGGUGAUAACGAAGGGGACGAUGUAGAAGAUGGCGAAGGAGAAGGGGACGAAGCAGACGUCUCGCUCGUGGUCACUCCCGAUAAUGAGGUCGACUUGGAGGGAGAAGCGGAAACACAAUCACAAUUACCAGCCGGGGGAGAAGCAUUGGCCAGCCAAAGCCAAAUCGAGAUUGAUCCACUCAGCUUGACGCCGCAGACGUUCCUUGUCCGACCGACAAGGCCGGAUGCGAAUCGGAAUAGGGGGAGAAAUGCUUUUCGUCGGCGACCCCCUCAAUCUCAGGCUCAAGCUCAGGUUCAGGACAAUACUGAUACAUCUGUGGCCACUCCCGCCGUUGUUACCGCACCCUCGACCGAACAAACUACCCAAGCCCCCGCCGACGCUGACGUCGAUAUGGAAGCCGAAGAGGACCUAUUUGACGAAUCCCUCGUUGAAGAGAUGGAAUAUCUCCAACUCUCCAUCGAAGAAUCCCUCUUCCUCUCCCUAGCCAUCGGGGUGCUUCGUGUGUACGAUCCUUCCACUGGCAUGUACCUCACCCCGACAUCGAACUCUGCGGAUGCAGGCGAGCUAUUGAAAUUGCUCCUCCCUAGGCCCUCACCGUCUUCACCUCUUUCUGCCCAAUUGUCUGUCUCUGAGGGUAAAGGAGCACCGUUAUUGCCGGAUAACCCUGCACUAGUUAGUUAUGCGGUGUACCACCAUUUCAGAAGUCUGGGCUGGGUUGUGAAGGAUGGCAUCAAGUUCUGUGUAGAUUGGCUUUUGUACCGCCGAGGACCAGUGUUUUCCCAUUCUGCUUUCGCGUGCGUUAUCAUCCCUGUGUAUGCUGAUACGCAUGACCAAGCGGUUUCACCGUAUGGGGGGGAGGAUUGGUAUGAAGAAAAGAUGAGUUGGAAGUGGAUGAACACCGUUAUCAGGGUGAAUGCGCUCGUACAAAAGAACGUCAUCGCAGUUUAUAUCACUAUACCGCCUAUUUCUUCCUUCCCAUCCAACUUGAAGUUAGCGGAUGGCACCCUCGAUCCAAAGAAGAAUGAUCUCAAGAGUCUGUUAAAGAGCUAUACCAUUCGAGAAGUAGCGCUUACGAGGUUUGGAGCUACAAGACGACGUGAUUAGAAUGACAUGUAUAAUCCAAUGACGACGAGUUUCUGAUCAUUCUGUGUUGAGCUUGGCCAAAUAUCCAGUAAUGAAGUCCCUAAAGUCGGCCCUUCGUCACGAAACCAGUGUCUUGUUUCUUGUUGAACAAUGCCUUUGAAGGCAAUAAGCGGAAGCCAGAGUAGUAGUUUG